This is a messenger RNA of Recurvomyces mirabilis, 699 nucleotides long. RefSeq names its product Protein gir2 (gene GIR2). Bases 1 to 699 code for a protein of 232 amino acids. Gene Ontology annotation, molecular function: protein binding. Gene Ontology annotation, biological process: cytoplasmic translation. The transcript has a single exon. NCBI's taxonomy places the organism in Eukaryota, Fungi, Ascomycota, Dothideomycetes, Mycosphaerellales, Teratosphaeriaceae. The record is from RefSeq and is a predicted model, not a curated record.
AUGGGUCGAGAUGAGCAGAGGGAGGAGCGAGAGGUGCUCGACUCCAUCUUUCCGGACGAAAUACAGGACAUUUCGGAGACAGAAUACAGGGUAUCGAUUACCUUGGAUGUGAAGAAGGGCGAAGAGGAUGACGAAGAUCCGGUGAUCAUACUAAGUGUACGGUACCCGGAUGCAUACCCAGACGAGGCACCAGCACUGGACAUUACAGCACCUCCAAAUGCGCCAAAGUAUGCCCACCUUGAUGUGCAAGUAGACAAGGCACGUUUACUGGGGUCACUCGGGCCUACAAUCGAGGAGAGCAUGGGGAUGGCGAUGGUGUUCACCCUGGUCAGCACAUUGAAGGACUCUGCAGAAUUGCUUGUGAGCGAGAGGCAGCAAGCAAUCCAAGCUCUCUUGGACAUUGAAUCCGCCAAGGCAGAGGCGGAGGAGAAUAGGAAGUUCGAGGGCGAGAAGGUCACUCGUGAGACGUUCCUAGCGUGGCGUGACAAAUUCAAGCAGGAAAUGGCGGACGAGGCUGCUAGAAAGCAAGCAGAGGCUGAAGCCGAGGAGAAGAAGAAGCGUGGGAAGGCGGAGGAGAAGAAAUUGAGUGGAAAGCAACUCUGGGAACGAGGUCUGGCUGGUAAGGUCAUGGACGAGGACGAAGAGGAAGAUGGAGAUGACGCGCUAGAAGGCAUGCAGAAAUUAAAGGUCGAUGGAUGA